This is a messenger RNA of Cladocopium goreaui, 2187 nucleotides long. The record is from the annotation of a GenBank genome assembly. Lineage: Eukaryota; Dinophyceae; Suessiales; Symbiodiniaceae.
AUGCUCCAAGCCGUCAUGAAGCCCAAUGAGCGAAAAGCCCGGCCCACCUGUAAGAGGGCAGCAAAGAGCAAACCUCGGAACCCGGCGACGGAGGUUUGGGAGGUUUCCGAUGGAGAGCUCACCUGUAGCGAGACCAAUGAGGACAUGGGGGAUGGUGAUGGCCAGAAAGAUGAUGUCCGGGAGAUCAACUUAGAGCCCAUGAUUUCAGAGCCUUUGGCACCAGAGGCCCCACCAAUGAUGCUUGAUGACAUUUCUUUGGGGGUUGAAAAGACCUUGCCUCCUGUUGAGUCUGGGUAUCCCAUGGAUAUUUGCCCUGCUGUGCCAAUGGAAAGCAGCCCCAUGCCGACUGAACUGGAAUGUUCCGAAGAUCCCGAGAUUAUCCUUUUGGAAGACACUCCGGUCAAAGGCUGCUUUUGUGACAGGAUUGAACACCCUGAUACUCAACCAGAGUUCUAUGAAGAUUGGUAUGUAUGUGAUUUUUGUAGAGCUCAGCGCCACCCGAUGGAUGACAUUCCUACUGAGAUCGAUGAUGUAGCUACAGAAGCAGCUGCAGCCAGCAUGAUUCAAUAUUACAUGGACCAUGUCAAUGAAAAUGGUGUAGAGGGGGGUGAAAAGUCUCCGUUGCCAGCCAAAACCUAUCGCCGCCUACGGCCGUUGAUCAGUGAACCAGUCAUGGUGGACAGCCCUGGGGCUCCCGAUGUUGUUGAAACAACUGGAGAUUGUGGUCCCCCGGAAUUUCUUGAUGAUGAUCUUGGGAACGAUGACCAAGCUGAAGACAUGAUGGUUGAUGACAUCGCCCCGGCUGAGAAGCCAGCCUCUGAGUCACGCUGUGGCAUUGACUCGCCCAAGGUGCAAGCCUUUGCGCUGCUUGACGUCGCUUCUGCACCUGCUGCCUUGCUGGACAAGGAGGGCAGUGCAGAAGCAUCCAAGUAUCCUUUGCCGAGUGCGGCAUCCUAUAUGGCAGAGGUGCACAAAGAGGUGGAGAGCAUGGAUCCCCCAGAAUUUUCAACUCAGGGUGAAGCUGCUGGGAAACGUAAGGGUCGAAAAGCACAGCCAGAGAAAGCAGAAGGAAAAUCACGAGGCAGAGCAAAGGCAAAGGCAAAGGCUGCACCUAGGUCAAAGGCACCACCUAGGUCAAAGGCCGCAAAGCCCAGAGGUCGAGGUGCAAAUGCUAAGAGCAAGGCAACGCCCAAGAGGAAGGCAGCAGCACCCAAGCAGAAAGCAAGUCCCAAAAGGAAAGCAGCUCCCAGGUCGAAAGCGAAGGCAGCCCCCCAGGCAGAGGUUGCUGAUGUCGCUGAAGUCCCUGAGGUCAGUGAACCCAAGCCGAAAAGGAAGCCGAGAGCACCCAAGGCACCAGCAGCCAAUGAGGAGGAGCGUAUCCCUCCCCCACAUGUGACACACAACCACAUCUACUCCAGCGCUUACAGACGAAGUCUGGCUUUGUCUCCAGGAGACAUUGCCUUGGCAAAGCGCCAAGGUGGCAAAGCGGUUGACCAUUUCAAAACUCAUGGUACCGUCAAUGGCCUGUGUGGCAUUUUUCGAGCAAAGCCCCGGGGUGUCCAAAUGGAACAGGCAUUUGUGCACACUCCGGGCAAGUUCACUUGCAUUGACAUGUUCGCUGGACGUGCUCGAAUUUCAAAGGCCUUUACAGAGAUUGGCCACAAGGUGUGUACUCUUGAUAUCUCCAGAGAUGAAGCUGACGACAUACUGGAGCCCAAAGGAUUCUGUCGCCAUUUGCUGGCGGUGUUACAGCUCGCAACGACUGGACUGGUGGAGGAACAAGUCAUCGCUCAAAAGACUGUCCUCUUGGAUCGAAUGAGAAGUCCGCAGGAUUGGCUAAUACCUUGGUUUCACGAGAGACUGCGACGUCGCCGGUAUAUUGGACGACGAGGCUUGGUGAUUCACUACACUGAUCGCCGGGGAAGGCGUCGCUUCAAGGGUGGCCAACGGCUUAAAGAGAGCCAAGCGUAUCCCAUUCGAUUUGCCCGUGCAGUGCGAGAUGCCUGGCUUCCUCUCCACAAUCCAGCGGCUCCUCCGCAGAACCUGAUGUCCACUUCUGCACCAGUGGAACCAAUGGUGAACCAUGAGAAGGAUACUUGGGAUGACGCUAACCUAGAACAUGUGAUGUCUUGGUUGGAAACUUAUUUGAAUGAGCGUCGUAGCAAAUCACGACGUGAAUCUCUAUAG